Messenger RNA from Sphaeramia orbicularis (orbiculate cardinalfish), 3810 nucleotides. Its product is annotated as arf-GAP with Rho-GAP domain, ANK repeat and PH domain-containing protein 1. The record is from RefSeq and is a predicted model, not a curated record. The coding region runs from base 248 to 3643 and encodes 1131 amino acids. Lineage: Eukaryota; Metazoa; Chordata; Actinopteri; Kurtiformes; Apogonidae. Gene Ontology annotation, cellular component: cytoplasm. Gene Ontology annotation, biological process: positive regulation of GTPase activity; signal transduction; regulation of cell shape. Gene Ontology annotation, molecular function: GTPase activator activity; phosphatidylinositol-3,4,5-trisphosphate binding. The transcript is spliced from 26 exons.
GAUUUAACAGUGUAGAGUUUAUGAGUGAAUGAAGCAGCAGAAAGAUGUUUGACACGUGACAGGAAAGCCUGUGGACGUCAGGCACGAUCCAACAUAAGACAAACAGAGACAGGUAACAGACAGACAGGUAACAGACAGACAGGUGACUGAGAUUGAACCAGACCUGAGACAGAGACAGGUAACAGACAGGCAGGUUAGUGUACAGGUAUGUCAGGUGUUUCUUUCAUUGUCUGGAUUUGAAGACACGAUGUCGCCUCCUCCGGUGCCAAAGCCUCGCUCUCGUUUCAUGAGCCUGACCUCCUCCACCACUGCGGACAGGAGUCUGACUGAUGGAGGUGCACAACAGCCUUCACCCAACAGGACAGGUGAUGAAGCUCCUCCUCCUCUUCCUCCUGGGGGCUCAAACCACGCUGCUGUCUACCCAACGUUGGCGGGUGUCACUGACAUGAUAGCUGCCAGCAUCCCAUCAUUGGCAGGAGUUGCUGCUUACAUCGGAGGCUCCGCCCCUCCUCCUGCUGCCCCACCCACCCCUUCAGCCCCCUCAGCCCCACCAUCCAUCGACAGCAUCACUAAUAAAAUCACCGCUAACAUACCAAGCUUAGCAGGAACUGCUAACGCUCUUACUAACCCGGAAGCUCCAUUAAGCUCCGCCUCCACCCCCACACCUGAAUCAUCUGCUACUAACAUUAGUGCUGUUAACUUAGACAACAUUGUUAACUCGUUAACCAACAUCCCUAGUUUAGCAGGGAUUGUUAGUGGUAUGGCUAAUACUGGUGUUAGCUCAACCACAACCCCAUCAGCCCCAACCCCACCUUCACCCGCUGACAAACCACGCCCCGCCUCCCUGAACAUAAUCGGAGAACCUGGAGUUACAGAUGUCGGUGCUCUGUCACACCUGGUGAUGUCUGCGUUAGACCAGAAUUCAGGUGUCACUUUACCGUCUCUAGAUGGACCAGCUGACCCACCAGAGGACGGUGUAACUCCGUCCCCUAACAUCGCUAAAGGUGAGAACCCGUAUAUCACUGUGUUGGCGAGCUGGGCCAGCCAAGAGGAAAGUGAGACUGAGUCAUCGAAUGAGGAGGAAGAAACAGGGGUUGGCUCCGCCCCAUCUGGUGCUGAUGGACAAAUGAAUGGAGAUCCUGCCACUAUGAACACCCCCUUAGGUCGCCUGAUGCCCACCCGUCCAGCCCCACCUCCUCCUAAUAAAACUGGCCAAUCAGGGAAGCCGGAGAAGCCCCUGAAGCAGAAGACCCCAAGGACAGCUACAAUCCGAGUGUCCAGAAAGAAAGGAGGCAGUGGCAGUUCAGCCCCUCAGAGCGCUGUGGCCCAGAGCAGCUGGUUGGACAUGUGGAAGGGCUUCAGACACAGUGUUUUAUGGGCCACAUUUGAUGGACAGGUGAUGUCUCUGUGGAAAAAACGAACUGACCGGUUCAGUGAGGUUCUGUUUCAUGUGUCCAGUAUCACCAACAUCAAGAAACAAGACAAAGGACGGUUUUCUGUUUACUUCAGGAAGAAACAUUAUGACUUCAUGGCCCACAAUGAUGAUGUCCAGGAAGGUUGGGUCACGUCUCUUUUGGCGUCUCGAGGUCAGCCAAGCCCUCCCCCUCCGAAGCUGUAUGGAUCAGUCACCAUCAAAGACCCCCGAAGCCGGGUUUACGCUGCCGUCUGGGGUCACGACCUGUGGGUUUACUCCAAUAAGGACAGCUACCAGCUGGGCGUGGCCUCGUUCAGUGUUCCUCUGAACUUAGCCACCGUGAAAACAACAGGAAGACACUCGUUCAGUCUCAUCACUCCAUACAAGACCUUCAGCCUGUCUGUUGAUUCGACGAAGGACCUGCCCAUCUGGGUAGACACCCUGUCCUCGUCCAUUCGCAGUGCCCUGUCCAGCAGUCAGGUGGCGACCAGGCUGUGGGAGAAUCCUCAUAAUAAAGUGUGUGGUGACUGCGGUUCAGCCAAUCCUGAGUGGGCGUCGGUCAACCUGCUGCUGGUUAUCUGUGACAGCUGCGCAGGUCAUCAUCGAGCUCUGGGCAGCAAAGUGUCAAAAGUACGAAGUCUGAAGAUGGACAGCAAGGUGUGGACUGAGCCACUUAUACAGCUGUUUGUCACCCAUGGUAACCGUCUGGCCAACCAGGUGUGGGCCCCAUUUGUCCCAGCGACCGAGCAACUGCGUCCCGAUUCAUCUGAGGAGGAGAAAUUAAACUUCAUCCAAGACAAGUACAGCAAAGGGCGCUACAGGCGAGUCCAUGCUCUGGCCUCAUCCCGACAUCUGAUGGACCAGAGGCUACGUGAGGUGGUUUGUGGAGACGACAUAGAGGAGACGAUGUCUCUGAUCUGCUCAGGAGCAAAGGUGUGUCAGACAGACCUUCAAAGCCCCUCCCCCAUCCAGGUAGCUGAGAGGGCAGGACAAGCUCUGCAAACGGAGCUACUGAGACUGAACGAGUACAUAGAGGUCCCACCUUACCGGCCUCAGUCAGCCAAUGGGAGACGUGACUCCCCCCCCUCAGGUGAGGAGGAGGAGGAGCUUCAUGGUAAAUUGGAGGAAGAUCGAUUCCUGUUCUCGUUGGAAAAUGAUGCAGCAGCGUGUGACGUCCUUGACCUGCGAGAAGUCCUGUCAGUUUACCUCAAAGAUGGAUCAUCUCCUCACUUUGAGUUAGUGACACUCACUGAUGAGCUGAUCUGUGCGGCCGACAGCAGAGAUGAGCUGCUGACCCACCUGAUCCACAUCCUGAAGGUGAUUCUUCCUGUAGGUGUGGCUGAGGUAGAGGUAGGCGGGGCUUCAGCCAUCAGUAAAGUGUGUGUCGUUGAAGUUGGUAGAGAUUCUAGCCAUUCAGAUGCUUGGCUGCUUCUUUGGAGGGGUGGAGUCAGUGUUUACCCCACCCAUGGACACACUCAGCAGACUCUGAGGAUGCCACUGAGUGAACUCAGUCAACAUGAGAUGGAUCUGUCUAAAAACACCAUCACCAUUGCUACUGCAGAUGGGUGUGUGUCUGUGCGGUUUGAGAAGCAGAGCAGCUGUCAGUCUUGGUUCACACACUUGAACACCACUCUGACCAAUCAGAAGGCAGCUCCUCUGUACCCAUCGACCUGCAGAGGAUCGGUGCCUCCAGGGUUCGAACGCUGCAUCUCCCACAUCACCAGCCAUGGUCUGAAGGUGGAGGGUGUCUACAGACGCUGUGGUCUUGCUCCUAAAGUCAGCCAACUAGUGGAGGCCCUGAUGACAUCACCAAGCUCUGCCCCUUUAGAGAGUGAUGAGCAAGGAGUUCUGGAUGCAAGCUCCACCCUCAAACAGUUAAUCCGACAUACAAAUCUGAUCCCUGAAAGAGACAUACCACAGUGGCUGUACGCUGCAGGGGUUUCAGAUGAACGAUCCAGAUUUUCAUCUUACAGACAGUUACUACGGAAACUAUCUGAUGACAGUCGAGCAACACUGAGUGCACUGUUUGGACACUUCUACAUUGUCCAGGUGUUCUCUCAGGUGAACAAGAUGUCGGCUCACAAUCUGGCGGUGGUUCUGCUCCCAUCUCUGUUUCAGACUAUAAACCAGGAUCUGCUGCGACUCAUCAAAGAGUUCAUCAUCCACCACACAUUGCUGUUCCUUACACCUGAGGAGGAGGAGGAGGAAGAGCAGAUAACUGUGUUCUGAUGAAGAGGAUGAAGAGGAGUUACAUAUUAUGUUUACAUGUCUUUUUACUUUGACGGGUUACACUUUCAGAAUGGAAGUUUGGUGUUGGUGUUUACUGAUAAAACCUGUAAAUAAAAUAAACUCUUUAUUAGGUGAUAAUCCAUGUUCAUGUGAUGCAUAGGUAAUAC